GGAAUUCAGAAACUUGUGUUCUUAGGAGCACAGUUUAUUUUGCUCCGUUAUUUCCCGGAGUCCCUGAACGCAGCACCGGACAGACGAGAUUUCCAGCCCGCGCCACUGUGACGCCAUUUAUAGAGUAUCAGAGUGCAAUGGAGGACACGUCUACAGUAGCAGGAAAACUGGAGCCGCUAGUGUUAAACAAGUCAACAAUGAACAACAACAAGGGACAAAAAUGGACAGCAUCCCAAGAAUCUCAGCAGAUGGAAUGUACACUUUCAUAUCAAGACAAGUUUCAGCCAAAGAAGAGGAAACCCUCUUCUGAAGCAUCUGCUCAUGAUUUGACAAACUCAUUUGAAACCACAGCUGCAGGGGCGAGUAGAGAUAUCAGCAUGCUGCUUACAAAGUUUGCCCAAGUGUUGAGGGAGAGAGCUGCAGCAGACACCUCCAAGAUGAAGGAGCUGGAGAUCCUUCUGACUGAAGCCAGGAACCUGGAGUCCUACCUGAAGGAGAAGAAAAGCCACCUGAAGCAAACUCUGGCUCAGAUUUCUGACAAACUUCAGGGUUGAAUCUUUAAGAUGUUGUUUUAAUGCUUCAUGAAGCAAAUGACCUAUUUCUCUUACUUUCUUGGCGUCCCAGUUUAGGUUAAAAUUCUUUCCACUCAGGUUUUCACGUUUUCUCCUUCAUUUCACACUAAGCUUAAAUGCUUAUAAAGCUGUUAAAAAAAUGUUGGAUUCUUUUUUGACAGAAUAAAAAGGAGUGUUCUAAUAAAAAAAGUUCUAAAAAAUUCU
This is a messenger RNA of Oryzias latipes (Japanese medaka), 776 nucleotides long. RefSeq names its product testis expressed 12 (gene tex12). Lineage: Eukaryota; Metazoa; Chordata; Actinopteri; Beloniformes; Adrianichthyidae. The record is from RefSeq and is a predicted model, not a curated record.